CCAAACACGAAACACACAAUAGUUUUUAAUUUUAUUUCAUAAAAAACUAAAUAGUUUUUAGGUAAACGCUUUUACUUUCAAAAUCUACGGCACAAGUUACAACUACCCCAAACACCUAUGGAAGAAGAAAAAGAGGGUCCUGGUUCGAGAUUAAAAAAAAUUUGAGGUAACGAGAGAAGAAAAAGGGUUAGUUUAGGUUUCAAUAGGUGGCUGGUUUUUGGAAGAGUUUUUGAGAUGGGAAAAGGAGAGGGGGAUAUAAUCGGGUUUGGGGAAGCCAGGGCCAGAGAAUGAGCCGGAGAAACAGAAAGAGAGCAAUCAAGGGGGCUCGUUCUGCGUUUCAGGCGAAGCAGAGAAAGAAAAAAAAUUCAUGUAGCUGAGAAGAAACGAGUCUGGGAUUGUGAGAUUAAGGAGAAACCGAGAUGGAACAAGGGAGAAAAGAGAAAGGAGGAGCUUGAAUACUAUUUUUCCCAAGUCAAGAAAAAUGGCAUUGAAGAAGAAGAGUCUCCUUAAACCACUCUCGAAACUUCCAAAAUCAUCAUCACUACCAUCACUCCCUCCUCUCCCAAACCCACCAGAUACCCAAGAACUCCCACUCCCGGUCUCCACUCUCUCCCCGUCUUCUCACUAUACCCAACUUGUCACCUUCCUCAAAUCGCAGCUAAGUGACCACCAUCCCCUGAGCCCACAAACUCUGCUCCACUUCUUCAAGUCUAAGCUCCACCACCACCCUCUUUUUACCCACUAUGACUUCCACGUUUUCACAUGGGCAGCCUCCAUCGACUCCUUCCAUCAUGAUCACUCCACUUUCUUUUGGAUGGCUCGAUCUCUUGCCUCCUCUUACCGCUUCUCGGACCUCCAGUCCCUCCUUGCUUUCAUCGCCGCCAACCCUUGCCCCUGUUCCCAAGGUAUCUUCUCUUGCCCCCAACUUGAAACCAUUUUUCUCUUUGUGAUCAAAGCUUAUAGCAGGCUGGGGAAGAUGGAGGAUGCUCUGUGUGCAUUUCAAACUAUGAUGAGGUUGAUUGAUGGGAGGCCUAGUGUUGUUGUUUAUAACAUUGUGAUUAAUGGAUAUGUGAGAUGCGGAGACAAUGAUAAGGCAGUAAGCUUUUACGAGAGGAUGGUGAGAGACAAGGUUACGCCUGAUGUUUUCACAUUUAAUAGUUUAAUUAAUAGUUAUUGCAGGAGUUCUAAGUUUCAUUUGGCUUUGGAUUUGUUUAGGGAGAUGAAGGAAAGAGGCUGUAGUCCCAAUGUGGUUAGUUUUAACACACUGAUUAGAGGGUUUUUCCGAGAAAAGAAAUUUCAAAAAGGGAUUCAGAUGGCUUAUGAGAUGAUCGAGUUGAGGUGUGAGUUUUCAAGUGUGACGUGUGAGAUUUUGGUCGGUGGACUUUGUAGCGAAGGUCGGGUUUCGGAGGCCUGUGAGUUGGUGAUUGACUUUUCCAUGAAGGGAGCUUUGCCUGCUGGGUUUGAUUAUUCUGGGCUUGUGGGUAAGCUUUGUGGUAAUGGGAAUGCAGCUAAAGCAUUACAAGUAGUGGAUGAGUUGUGGAGAGGAGGAAAUGCUCCAAGUUUGAUUGCCUGUACUACUUUGGUUGAAGGUUUGAGGAAGGAUCAAAGAAGAGGAGAAGCAUUCAAAUUGAUGGAGAAGAUGCUUAAAGAGGGUAUGGUUCCUGAUAGUGUUACUUUUAGUUGUCUUCUUCAAGACCUUUGUGAUGCUGUGAGAACAACAGAUGCAAAUAUGUUGAGGUUAUUGGCCUCAAGCAAGGGUUUGGAAACAGAUGCUGUAAUGUAUAACAUUUUGGUAGCUGGGUAUACAAGGGAGGCCCGAAGGAAGGAGGGAGAAAUUUUGGUGGAUGAGAUGUUGGACAGGGGUUUUAUACCUGAUCUUGCCACAUAUAAUAGGUUGAUGAAUGGUUUGGCAGGAAUGCCUUUACAUAGGCGAUCUAGUGCUAUCAACAGGUGAUCAUGUCAUGCUUUCUGGUGUACUUGUUGAUAUGUGCUAAAGGCAUCUUCAACCAAAUGACAAAAGUAGCAUCGUCCUUAUGAUAGACUUUAUUUAUGCUAUUUCUGGACUAGAUUGGUGUUCAGGAGAGGUAGUUUUCACAUGGAAAUGAGGUGUAGUGUUAUCUUGAUUAUAGAGUUCAUACCAAAUGACAAAAGUGGGAAGUACUGCCUUCAGUGGCUGACUUGAUAGAUGCUACUUCUAAAGUGGAACAGCGUUUGCAGGUUUGAUGUUUAUACUUUUCCACAUGCUCCUCUCAAUGUACGGUAACAAUAAUUAAUUAUCAAGCAAUUCAUCUUUUAGUUGAAGCAGAAAGACUUUUGAGUUGAGCAAUAGCUAAAGUACCAGACCACGGUGCCGGGUAAUAUUGCGUAUACAUUUAUAUUUUGGAUAAGGGAAUCUAAUUUUAUCAGUUAUACAGUUGAUACCACAUGUUAUCACUUCACCGGAUAAGUCCAGGCUCAAACAGGUAAUAUCAUUUAAGAUGCAGAGGAGCAUGUUCUAGCACCCAGAAUUUAGAUUCACCAUAUCAAUGACUGCAAUUCAUCCAAACCCUUCAAAAUGCAUUUAGAUUAUUCAUCAUCAAAUCGGUUAUAUGUCCUCAGAUGUGGGAAGUUGAAACUGAUAAGGUGGCAGAAGACUAGAAAAGAUGCUCCGCUUGCGCUCUGAAUACCAUAAUAUGGUGGAUAAAGAGCUAAACCAUCCUUUCUUGUCUUAAGCUUGGAUUAGAGUUUUAAAGGAAUCUCAGUUAAGCCGUUCGUUGUCUUUGUCUGCUGGGUUCACUUCUUUUGGAUUGGGGAAUCUUGAACUCACUUUAGAAUCGAAGAUAUUGACUUCAGUGCUAAUGUAAUGGGUUUAUCCACUCCAUUUCUAAGUGGGCUUCUAAAUAUAACAUUUGCGGCUCCAGUCCCAAACUCUAUGAUGCAACAUUAUACUUUCAAUAUAUAUGUUAUAUAGCACAAGUACCUUUGUAAAUUCUAAGUAUAUUAAUUUAUUCUUCACAAUGCA
Molecule: messenger RNA, 3001 nt
Organism: Carica papaya (papaya)
Lineage: Eukaryota; Viridiplantae; Streptophyta; Magnoliopsida; Brassicales; Caricaceae
Product: pentatricopeptide (PPR) repeat-containing protein
Molecular function (GO): protein binding
Source: RefSeq, a predicted model, not a curated record